Messenger RNA from Dioscorea cayenensis subsp. rotundata (Guinea yam), 3578 nucleotides. Its product is annotated as protein CHUP1, chloroplastic-like. Gene Ontology annotation, biological process: chloroplast organization. Gene Ontology annotation, cellular component: chloroplast outer membrane. The record is from RefSeq and is a predicted model, not a curated record. Lineage: Eukaryota; Viridiplantae; Streptophyta; Magnoliopsida; Dioscoreales; Dioscoreaceae.
UGAAGGAAUUUCAUUUUUGUUGAUGAUGAGAUGAUAGGGGCAUUAGCAGUAAAACCAGUGGAUAUGAUAUUCAAGGCUGGCGAACCACAUGUUCUGUUAUGGUGGCGUGUACUGCCAUGGCGUUCCAAUAGCCUAUUAGCGAGACUAGUGCCACUCUUUGAUCUAUCCGUCAUGUGUGGGCAUGAGUUGAUGACAGACAUUUCAUAAUUGUACUACUACUUAUCCUCCUCCUCCUCCUCCUCCUCCUCCUGCCUCUUUCUCUUAUUGCAUCUCCUUUAUUCCAGAAUCAAGAAUGAUUCUCUGAUUGCUUUUCUCUGGUUUUGAUUUCUUAAUUCAAUUGAAUAAUUAAGUCACGGGAGUGAUGAGUAGGUAUGAGUAGGGUAGAAGGGACAAGGUGUACAACUGUGACAUCUAUACAUGAUUGUCAGAUUAGGAUUCCUGGUCGCUGCCUCCAUUGGAGCCUAUGCUGUGAGGCAGGUUAACUGCUCAAGGCGACGUUUCAAGCCCAACGAUAAUGGAGAAUCAACGCCGAAGCCUAAUUGGAUUGAAGAAAGUCAGAAGGAAGCGGAUGAAGUCUAUGAUUGGCAGGUGGAAAAAGAAGAGGAGGAGGAGGAAGAGAAGGUUAAAACAAUUAGCAGUGUGAUAAACUCAGCAGAACUGAUGAAAAGGUUGUGUCCCACAAGCUUGGAGAAUGAUGAUGAUGAUAUGCUGCCUGAAUUUGAGAACCUUCUCUCCGGAGAAGUAGAGGCCCCCCUUCCUAGUGACAAGUUUGAUAUGAAGCCUACUUCUGAAUAUGACAUUGAAAUGGCAAACAAUGCGUAUGAAUUGGAGAGGCUACGCAACUUAGUGAAUGAAUUACAAGAGCGAGAGGUGAAGCUGGAAGGAGAGCUGCUUGAGUACUAUGGCCUGAAGGAACAAGAAUCAGAUGUAGCUGAGUUACAGAAACAGUUGAAGAUAAAGAUUGUGGAGAUUGACAUGCUUAAUAUCACAAUAAACUCCUUGCAAGCAGAGAGGAAGAAGCUUCAGGAAGAGGUAGCUCAAGGGAUUGCUGCUAAGAAGGAAUUGGAUUUGGUCAGGAACAAACUCAAGGAUCUGCAGAGGCAGAUUCAGCUUGAGGCUAACCAAACCAAAGGUCAUUUGUUGUUGCUGAAGCAGCAAGUGACUUCUCUCAAAACUAAAGAGGAAGAGGCAUCCAAAAGAGAUGCUGAGGUGGAGAGGAAGCUGAAAGCUCUGAUGGAGUUGGAAGUGGAGGUGGUGGAGCUGAGGAGGAAGAAUAAAGAAUUGCAAAUUGAGAAGAGAGAGCUCACUGUGAAGCUGGAUGCAGCGCAGGUCAGGGUGGAACAACUUUCAGAAAUGACAGAAACUGAAAUGGUGGCCCGGGCGAGAGAAGAAGUGAGUAAAUUAAGGCAUUCAAAUGAAGAUUUGACAAAACAAGUGGAAGGGCUGCAGAUGAACAGGUUCAGUGAGGUAGAGGAAUUGGUGUACCUGCGCUGGGUGAAUGCAUGCUUGAGAUACGAGCUCCGCAACUUUCAGAAACCAUCAGGAACGAUUUCUGCCAGGGAUCUCAACAAAAGUCUGAGCCCCAAGUCCCGGGAGAGAGCAAAGAGGCUCAUGUUAGAGUAUGCAGGGUCAGAGCGCGGACAAGGCGACACUGACCUUGAGAGCGUUGCCUCCAUGCCUUCUUCCCCUGGGAGUACUGAGGACUUUGAUAAUGCCUCCAUGGAUAGCAGCUCCAGUAGAUUCAGCAGUCUGAGUAAGAAGCCCUCCCUAAUCCAGAAGCUCAAGAAAUGGGGGAAGAGCAAGGACGAUUAUUACACUGGUGCUUCAGCCUCCCCCACAAGGUCCCUAGGUGGUGCCAGUUCACCCAUGAGAACUAGCAUGAGCUACAAACCAUCAUCAUCAUCAUCAUCUGCCAAGGGCCCUCUCGAAGCCUUGAUGCUCAGAAAUGCCGGAGAUGCCAUGGCCAUCACCACGUUCGGCACAAAAGAGCAGCCCGUCUCACCCAAUACCACUGUGGAAGCUUCUUUCAAUCUGAUAUCUAAAUCUGUGGAAGGUGUGGCUGAAGACAAGUAUCCGGUGUAUAAGGACAGGCACAAGCUGGCUCUCGAGAGGGAGAAGGCAAUCAAGGAGCGAGCAGAGAAGGCCAGAGCACAAAGGUUUGGUGGCGAUGCUGCUUCAAUCAUUUUGCCACCCAAACUUGCUCAAAUAAAGGAGAGGGCUAAUAAUGUACCAGCUGCUACUGGUGAUAAUGUCAAUCAACAGAAUUCUAAUGAAGGCCUGGAUCAUCAUCCAGAACAAGUAAUGAGCAAGAUCAAACUUGGGCACAUUGAGAAGAGAGCUCCUCGGGUACCUCGGCCACCACCAAAACCAUCAGGAGGUGACAAUACCCGCAGUGAUUCUAAAAGCACCACUACUACUGCCUCAGCUGGUGAUGGCGUGCCACCACCACCGCCACCACCACCACCGCCGAGGCCCCCAUUGCCUACAGGUGCGCCACCACCUCCUCCUCCGCCAGCUGCUGGUCUAAUAAUAAAGGGUCAAGCAAGUGGAGACAAAGUUCAGCGGGCUCCUGAGGUGGUGGAGUUUUACCAGACUUUGAUGAAGCGUGAAGCAAAGAAGGAGACAACGUUGUUGCUGCCUUCAUCAGCAUCAAGCGCUGCUGAUAUAAGGAGUAGUAUGCUUGGAGAGAUUGAAAACCGAUCAGCAUUUCUCUUAGCUGUUAAAGCAGAUGUUGAGACACAAGGAGAUUUUGUACAGUCCCUUGCCGCCGAGGUCCGAGCAGCUUCCUUUACAAAUAUAGAGGACCUUGUUUCAUUUGUGAACUGGUUGGAUGAAGAGCUCUCCUUCUUGGUUGAUGAGCGAGCUGUUCUUAAGCAUUUUGACUGGCCAGAAGGGAAAGCUGAUGCCUUAAGGGAGGCUGCUUUCGAAUACCAAGACUUGAUCAAGUUAGAAGAGCAAGUUUCCAAUUUUGUUGAUGAUAUGAAGCUCUCCUGCGAAGCUGCCCUGAAGAAAAUGUAUUCACUGCUCGAAAAAGUGGAACAUAGUGUUUAUGCAUUGCUUCGAACAAGAGAUAUGGCAAUUUCGCGUUAUAGGGAGUAUGGAAUUCCAACAAAUUGGCUGUUAGACAAUGGUGUUGUAGGAAAGAUCAAGCUUGCAUCUAUUCAGCUAGCAAAGAAGUACAUGAUGAGAGUUGCUUCAGAGCUUGAUGCCCAAAGUACUGCAUCUGAGAAAGAGCCUAAUAGAGAAUUUUACCUACUUCAAGGAGUGAGGUUUGCCUUCCGUGUUCAUCAGUUUGCUGGUGGAUUUGAUGCUGAAAGCAUGCAAGUUUUUGAAGAUCUAAGAAACAGAGUAAAAACUCAAACAACUGAAUAUGAGAAAACAGAAGCCUGAUGCAGCUCCUCAAUAAUAUUUAUACUUCACUUGAGCAUUAUUUUGUUUAGUUUUGGUUAUUAAUACCUUAGUAAUGUUGAAAGGGUAGUAAAGGUUGUAAUAGUAUAUACAAAUGCUAUGCUAUGAUUUGUUUCUAAUUCUGCUUGUUCCUAUUGCGAAUGUGUAUGAGGGUAUCACCUCUUUUGAUA